Erinaceus europaeus (western European hedgehog) is the source of this 1651-nucleotide messenger RNA. It is a transcript of the gene GNB2, whose product is annotated as G protein subunit beta 2. The record is from RefSeq and is a predicted model, not a curated record. Gene Ontology annotation, biological process: G protein-coupled receptor signaling pathway. Gene Ontology annotation, cellular component: heterotrimeric G-protein complex; cytoplasm. Gene Ontology annotation, molecular function: signaling receptor complex adaptor activity; protein binding. The coding region runs from base 267 to 1289 and encodes 340 amino acids. Lineage: Eukaryota; Metazoa; Chordata; Mammalia; Eulipotyphla; Erinaceidae. The transcript is spliced from 10 exons.
GCGUCACUGGCGGGCGGGAUCCCUCCGCUCUGGGGAGCGCAGCGCUGGACGGCCGGCCGGGGGCCUGAGGAAUCCAUCCGCGCCGCCGCCGCCGCCGCCGCCGCCGCCUCCGCCGCGGAGGAAGACACUCCGGCCGCGCUGCGCCGCGAGACCCUCCGCAGAGUCUCACCGCCACAGGCCUCGGGCCAGCGGCGAGGAGCUGCCUCCCCCAGCCCCCAUCCCGCGGCCCCCCGCCGCCCCCAACCCCGCCCCACGGGCCCGGCGCCAUGAGUGAGCUGGAGCAACUGAGACAGGAGGCCGAGCAGCUCCGGAACCAGAUCCGGGAUGCCCGAAAAGCAUGUGGGGAUUCCACACUGACCCAGAUCACAGCUGGGCUGGACCCAGUGGGGCGAAUCCAAAUGAGGACCCGGAGGACCCUCCGCGGGCACUUGGCCAAGAUCUACGCCAUGCACUGGGGCACAGACUCAAGGCUGCUGGUCAGCGCCUCCCAGGACGGGAAGCUCAUCAUCUGGGACAGCUACACCACCAACAAGGUGCACGCCAUCCCACUACGAUCCUCCUGGGUCAUGACCUGUGCCUACGCGCCCUCAGGGAACUUCGUGGCCUGCGGGGGUCUGGACAACAUUUGCUCGAUCUACAGCCUCAAGACCCGCGAGGGCAACGUCCGGGUCAGCCGGGAGCUGCCAGGCCACACCGGGUACCUGUCCUGCUGCCGAUUCCUGGAUGACAAUCAGAUCAUCACCAGCUCUGGGGACACCACCUGUGCUCUGUGGGACAUUGAAACGGGCCAGCAGACAGUGGGUUUCGCGGGACAUAGCGGGGACGUGAUGUCGCUGUCACUGGCCCCCGAUGGUCGCACCUUUGUGUCGGGUGCCUGUGACGCCUCCAUCAAGCUAUGGGACGUGCGGGACUCCAUGUGCCGGCAGACCUUCAUUGGCCACGAGUCAGACAUCAAUGCAGUGGCCUUCUUCCCCAAUGGCUAUGCCUUUACCACGGGCUCCGACGAUGCCACCUGCCGCCUGUUCGACUUGCGUGCAGACCAGGAACUGCUCAUGUACUCUCACGACAACAUCAUCUGCGGCAUCACCUCGGUGGCCUUUUCCCGCAGCGGCCGCCUGCUGCUCGCUGGCUAUGACGACUUCAACUGCAACAUCUGGGAUGCCAUGAAGGGCGACCGUGCAGGUGUACUCGCAGGCCAUGACAACCGCGUGAGCUGCCUCGGGGUCACCGAUGAUGGCAUGGCUGUGGCCACUGGCUCCUGGGACUCCUUCCUCAAGAUCUGGAACUAACCACCCCAACCCGCCGGGCCCAGGCUAGGAGGGGCCCAGCCCAUGCCCACACUACAGGCCAGGAGCCCUGGCCGGGGUACGCCGAGUCCCCCCAGGCCACGGGGCCUUGGGUCCCUGCUCCCCCACCCAGGUUUGGUUCCUCCCGAGGCCCCCACUGUGGAAAUGAAGAUGGGGAAGGGUUGGGGGGUGAGGAGGGGCAGAACGCCGCGUCCUUCUGCUGCCCUGGGGUUGGGCCUCAUCCCUCUGGAGGGCCAGAGGCAGGAGGGAGACACUCCAGGGGCGGGCUUUUUUAAAAACUGGUUUUGUUUUAAUUUUUAUUAUAUUUUCAGUUUUUCCAUAAAGGAACCAAUUCCACCUCUGUA